This is a messenger RNA of Centropristis striata (black sea bass), 1443 nucleotides long. It is a transcript of the gene jkamp, whose product is annotated as jnk1/mapk8 associated membrane protein. Gene Ontology annotation, cellular component: membrane. The transcript is spliced from 7 exons. The record is from RefSeq and is a predicted model, not a curated record. Gene Ontology annotation, molecular function: ubiquitin protein ligase binding. Gene Ontology annotation, biological process: response to unfolded protein. NCBI's taxonomy places the organism in Eukaryota, Metazoa, Chordata, Actinopteri, Perciformes, Serranidae. Bases 96 to 1019 code for a protein of 307 amino acids.
CCUCAAUUUGGUCCGCAUCCGGUUGGAGCCCCAGCUACUAAAUGAAAACACGGUAGCACUGAGAAAGCUCGUCUUUAAUCUUCAUUGGGUACACAAUGGCUGUGGCCAUGAGCUCAACCUGUCCUGGCAUGUACUGUGGCAGGAUGAUGGUCAAUGGAUCAGUGGAGGGAGAGUGUGGUGUUUGUCCUCGUGGACAGCGGGCCAACCUCCAGAAUGUGUGUGAACUGUGCACUGGAUCCCCAGAGCUCUAUGACUGGCUCUAUCUGGGCUUCAUGGCCAUGUUACCACUAGUGCUGCACUGGUUCUUCAUCGAGUGGUACUCUGGAAAGAAGAGUUCCAGUGCCCUGUUGCAGCACAUCACAGCCAUGUUGGAGUGCAGCGUGUCAGCUGUGGUCACCCUGCUGGUCACAGAGCCGGUGGGAAACCUCACUAUCCACUCCUGUCGGGUCCAGAUGCUGUCAGACUGGUACACCAUGUUGUACAACCCCAGUCCAGACUACAUCAACACGUUACACUGCACCCAGGAGGCUGUCUACCCGCUCUAUACCAUCGUGUUGAUCUACUAUGCUUUCUGCUUGGUGCUGAUGAUGCUGCUGCGUCCUCUGUUGGUAAAGAAAAUAGCAUGUGGUCUGGGCAAAUCUGACCGCUUCAAGAGCAUCUACGCUGCUCUGUACUUCUUCCCCAUCCUCACGGUGCUGCAGGCUGUGGGAGGAGGACUGCUCUACUAUGCGUUUCCCUACAUCAUACUGGUCCUGUCUCUCGUCACACUGGCUGUUUACAUGUCUGCGUCUGAGAUACAGUCUUUUAAGAACCUGGUGGCUAAGAAGAAGCGUCUGGUGGUCCUGUUCAGCCACUGGCUGCUCCACGCCUACGGCAUCAUCUCCAUCUCCCGAUUGGACAAGCUGGAGCAGGACCUGCCGCUGUUGGCCCUGGUGCCCGGCCCUGCCCUCUUCUACAUCGCCACCGCCAAGUUCACAGAGCCCAGUCGCAUCUUGUCUGAGGGCGGCAACGGACACUGACACAUCCCACAGAGAUCAAGUUUCCAAGAGCUUCAGUCCCAUGACUGACUGAUCCAGAGGUGUGAACGGCUCAGUUUCUGUUUUAAUGUCAUCAAACGUGCUCAAUGAAUCAAUGGCCAGAUAGUGAUGACAUCAUGAAGUGUUGCAUAGCAACCUUGAUGAUCAAGAUCAAAUCCAAAUGGUGAGCAAGUAUAAUAACAGUCACAUAGUUACUACUCUGUCUUUUUAACCCUUCGAUGCACAACAUGGGUCAAAAUGAUCUGCAUUCAUUUCUCAUGUUAUUUAAUGCUGCUGUGUGUAUCUUUUGAAAUCAAUUUAUAUUAUGAUUGAUUAGUCCUAGUAUUCUUUGAAUAUUGUUUUUCAUUCCAACCGAUCAUUAUAUCCAUUUUUCCUUUCAUACUUUAUGAAGAAAAAUAGUUUUUGU